This is a messenger RNA of Brassica napus (rape), 1055 nucleotides long. RefSeq lists its product as uncharacterized. NCBI's taxonomy places the organism in Eukaryota, Viridiplantae, Streptophyta, Magnoliopsida, Brassicales, Brassicaceae. The record is from RefSeq and is a predicted model, not a curated record. Bases 238 to 978 code for a protein of 246 amino acids. The transcript has 2 exons.
UUCUUUAGUUACAGAUUUAUUAUUAUUUUUAAAAUAGGGAAGAAUUCAUCUUUAUACAUUCUAAAUUUAGACUUAAGAGAACUAUUCUUUAGCUUCCUUUCUACUUUAAGAACUUUAAAUUUGGAGAGUUUCAAAAGCUUAACAUAUAACACAAGUUUCUUGCUCUAAAUUUUGGCAACUUCUUUUAUUUGAUCAUCUGUUUUUACAUUCGUUUUUUUUCAUUUAUUCUUUUACUGUAUGGUGAUGGAUAGAGAAGAAAGGAGAAGAAGAAUUAUGGAAAGAGGAUCGGAUCGCCUAGCUUUAAUCACAGGCCAAUUACAUAAUGUUGAUCCUUCAUCGCCAUCGUUUUCUUCCUCAUCAUCAACUUCUCACCAACGUACGUACAGCGAAUCUUUCAUGCCACAAACUCAAUCUGAGCAUCGUCAGAUUCAAGAAAGCCCGUCUCUUAAGUAUCAAUUCAAAGAGGAAGUAAAGCCAAGAGAAGAACCAAAACUCUCGACCACUCAUCAAAGACCAAUUAAAAGAGAACCAACAAAACCAGAAGAAGCAAGAUCGGUAAAGACUCAAAUUCAACAACCUAGGAGUUUCUUCAGCUCCAAGAAACUCAAUGCUAGCAUCAUAAGCUCAGAAAGAAGUCGGAGUUUAAGCUCCCUCACAAUAGCUGUAUUUGUGAUUUUACUCCCGCGAUUGAACAUCUUAAGAUCCGGCACUAUCUUAGCUUUGAGACCUCUUUGGUUACUUCUGCUUACAGAUUGUGCUAUAGUAAUGUCUCAUCUCACCAUGGAAGCUUCUGGAGGAGGAAUGAGUCAUGAAACGGAAGAAGAAGUUAAGAGUAAAGAUGGUAGUAAUGGUGAAAAUUGGUCUGAUGCAGAGAAGCUUCUAGAAAGAGGAGUUGUUUUGUAUCAAGCUCUACGUGGAAUGUUCAUAGAUUGUAGUCUUUAUAUGGUGGUUGUUAUUUGUGGAGCCUCUCUACUUUGAGUUCUUAUUUUCAGUUUUUUUUGUUUGUUAUUUGAUUAAGAUUAUUUAUAUUUCCUUCUCUAAUUAGUUUACUGGUA